CAGCCAGACAGCACUUGGGUGCCUGCCAUCUGCCCAGCAGAGCACGGAAUGAGCAGAGACCUCUAGUCUUGUCUGCAGCCAACCCCAGAAGCAGCCUCUGUCAUGUGUUUUCUGGAAACCGAAACCAGACUUUGUUUCUGAAGCAUUUCCCUGGAGCAGGCUGAGAAAAGCCACAUAGGGAGGCUCUUCCGGGUUGGACAGUCUGCAGAGGCCCCCACGGCAGCCAGGAAAGAGACUCCAGGACCACCUUUAUCAGCUGCUCCAGACAGGGUGGGGCUUCCAGGCCAGGCAAUGGACCCCCUGUGGCUCCUCUGUGUGUGGCUGCUGGUCCCCAGGACUCAAGGUGUAGAAGACGGAGACAUGCGCCUGGUCAAUGGGGCCUCGGCCAAUGAAGGCCGUGUGGAGAUCUUCUACAGAGGCCAGUGGGGGACAGUCUGCGACAACCUCUGGAGCCUUUUGGAUGCUAACGUCGUCUGCAGAGCCCUGGGCUUUGAGAAUGCCACACAGGCACUGGGCAAAGCUGCCUUCGGGCCAGGAAGGGGACCUGUCAUGCUGGAUGAGGUGGAAUGCAGAGGGACAGAGCCCUCACUGGCCAACUGCAGCUCCCUGGGCUGGCUGCAGAGCCACUGCGGCCAUGAGAAGGACGCAGGUGUGGUCUGCACCAAUGAAACCACAGGCGUCCACACCCUGGACCUCUCUGGCGGGCUUCCUGAAGCGCUGGGCCAGAUCUUUGACAGCCAGCAGGGCUGUGACCUGUUCAUCCAGGUGACAGGGCAGGGCCACGGGGACCUGAGCCUCUGCGCCCACACAUUGAUCCUGAACACCAACCCCGAGGCCGAGGCCCUGUGGCAGGUGCUGGGCAGCAGUGUCAUCAUGAGAGUGGAUGCAGAGUGCAUGCCUGUUGUCAGAGAUUUCAUCAGGUACUUUUACACCCGGAGAAUCGAGGUCACUAUGUCGUCUGUCAAGUGCUUGCACAAACUGGCCUCUGCCUAUGGGGCCAUGCAGCUUCGUGAUUACUGCGGGAGGCUCUUUGCCACCCUCCUCCCCCAGGACUCCACUUUCCGCACACCCCUGGACCUCUAUGCCUAUGCGCAGACCACUGGGGAUUCUGUGCUGGAGGAUCUGUGUGUGCAAUUCCUGGCCUGGAACUUUGAGCCUCUGACACAGGUUGAGGCCUGGUCAAGCGUCCCCACCACCUUGCUCCAGGCUCUGCUCCCCAAGAAUGAGCUGGCCAUAUCUAGUGAGCUGGACUUGCUGAGGGCCUUGGACUUGUGGAGCAAGGAGACGGGUGCCUCCCACUCAGUAGUGGAGGCCCUGCUGGACCAGGUCCGCUUCCCCAUGAUACUACCCGAGGAACUCUUUGAGCUGCAAUUCAACCUGUCCCUGUACCAGGGGCACCAGGCACUGUUCCAGAGGAAGACCAUGCAGGCCCUGGAGUUCCACACUGUGCCUUUCCGAGUGCUGGCCCAGUACAGAGGCCUGAAUCUCACUGAGGACACCUACAAGCCCAGGAUUUAUACCUCAACCACCUGGAGCGCCUUGGUGACUUCCAGUUCCUGGGAUUCAUGGGGCAAGAUGACAUCUCGUUUCCAAAAGUAUCAAACACACUAUUACCUAACAUCAUCAGCAUCCCCAUAUGACCCCUACAGGUCCCUGCAGACCCCACAGCACCCCAGCUUCCUCUUCAAAGAUAGGCUGAUCUCCUGGUCCCUUACCUACCUCCCCACCAUGCAGAGCUGCUGGAACUAUGGGCUCUCUUGCUCUCCAGAGGAGCUCCCAGUGCUGGGCCUCUUCAAGUCCGGCUACUCGGACCCCACCGUUGGGUAUGAAAACAAAGCACUGAUGCUGUGUGGAGGGCGCCGUGUGGUAGACGUCACAGAUUUUGAAGACGCCAAGGCCCCCAUCCCCAGCGCUCUGGGCACCAACGGCACCAAGGCCUCCUCCCUCUUCCCCUGCACCUCAGGGUCCUUCAACAGCUUCCGUGUGGUCAUCCGCCCCUUCUACCUGACUAAUACCACUGACAUGGAUUAGAUGGUGCAGCCCAGUAGUGGGGCCUCAGGGAACUGGAUUGGCUCUAGACAUCUGUCUUCAGGUACCCCCUCCUUGACCUCCUUCCCCUCCGCACCACCUCCAGCAGCCUGCCACCUUGACCUCCUUCCCCUCCGCACCACCUCCAGCAGCCUGCCACCAGAUGUUUCCCCAGCUUUCUCUGCCUCUAUGAGCUGAAAGAAAGUACUCAAAGGUUUCAACCAGCAGUCAGCCCUGAUGCUGAGACUCCCCCAAGGGCUCCCACUGCUUGGCUGGCUUCCAGGCACCAGUGGGUGAGGCCUCUGUGGGAUUUCCCAUGCUCCCUGCAGUUGUUCGGUUGGUCCCAGUCACUAGUCUGAUGUCAUUAAACUCACACUGUUGCUUCCCA
Messenger RNA from Nannospalax galili (Upper Galilee mountains blind mole rat), 2416 nucleotides. RefSeq names its product galectin 3 binding protein (gene Lgals3bp). Gene Ontology annotation, molecular function: protein binding. The record is from RefSeq and is a predicted model, not a curated record. The coding region runs from base 292 to 2031 and encodes 579 amino acids. Gene Ontology annotation, cellular component: membrane; extracellular matrix. The transcript is spliced from 6 exons. NCBI's taxonomy places the organism in Eukaryota, Metazoa, Chordata, Mammalia, Rodentia, Spalacidae.